Messenger RNA from Anthostomella pinea, 531 nucleotides. The record is from the annotation of a GenBank genome assembly. Lineage: Eukaryota; Fungi; Ascomycota; Sordariomycetes; Xylariales; Xylariaceae.
AUGCAAGACGUCGGUGUCUUCGUGCAGCAAUGGCCCACCAUCUUGGGCUGCGAUGUGGCUGGUGUAGUCCAUGGGGUGGGUGCACUAUUGAGCGCGCGCUUCAAGAAGGGAAAUCGCGUAAUUGGGCACGUGAUCAAUCUGGUCAGUGGCCGACCUCAAGACGGGGCAUUCGCCCUGUACUCAGUCGUCUCGGGGGACAAGGUGGCCAUUCUUUCUGAUGCCAUCUCGUUCAAGGACGUGCCCUUCGCUCUGGAAGCGGCCGUCUGUGUACUUUCACCCAAGCAGCCUGGGACCGCAAUGCCAAACAUUUCCGCGCCUGCACUCGGCCUUCCAUAUCCCUUGCUGGAGCCGCCCUCAAUCAUCAAGACCCUCAUGGUAUACGGCGGGUCCUCACCGGUAGGUUCUAUGACGACCCAGCUGGCUAUGGCCGCAUGUAUCAGUGUAAUAGCCGUGGCCAGCGAGAAGAAUUUUGAUCUUUGCAGAAGCUGUGGGGAAUUUGAAGUCUUCGACUACCAUGACGAGGUUCAUUGA